AUGUCGACAGCCCCAUCAUCACGUCGGUUGUUCCAGGGCCAAGGCGAAAACAUGGGACCGCCAGGGAAAGCAAUUGCUCGGCCACGACCAGACAGUAGCAACCGGCCAGUGCUAGGUGACCUGACGCCGAACGCCAAACUCGACAAGCAGCAGCAACAACAACAACAACGCGGUGGCAGCCCGCUCAAGCGACAAGCAAAUAUCCUCGACGAUGCCAAGGGCUUCAGCUACAUCAAGCGUCGUCGCCUGUCACACAACAAUGCCCUGACACGCCGCAUCACUCCGCAACCCACCCAGGAUACGCAGAAGGCGCACGACCAGCCCGACCACGACUCGCACGACGACACUGGCAGCGGUCGCUCCUCCCAGAACUCCAACGCUACCCGUGCCUCCUUCUCGUCCCUCAUCAACUACGACCCCUCGUCACAGCACAUCUCGCAACAACAUCAGCAACCCACCCCUUCCUCGGCAUCAAUGUCCAUCAGAACCGCUGCCCAAACCCUGCGGCUACGUCUCCGCAUCGCCAUUUACAAAGUCCGCACAAAUCAAAUCAACGUGCCCUUUUCGCGUCUGCAGAUCAUGUCCAAGCAACCCACUCGACAACAACAACCCCAACCUCAAGCCCCUCCCUCGCCUGACGCCCUACCCAUGGCUCCUCCGCCGUUACGCUCUUGCAACGACAAAACCCCUCACGUCGCUGAUUCGCAAGCACAAGCUCAACAAGCUCUCUUCUCCACGCCCAACAUCUUCUCCAACCGCUUCAUGCCCUUCAAUGCUCCCUCAAGCUCCCCACCGUUAGCACACGAUCCUCUACCGCGUAUUGCAAGAGAAGCACAGGCCCGUAUGGCUGCUGCCGCCGCAGAUAGAGAUAGCCUGGACUCGGAAGCUACAGAGCUGGCUGAUGAUCAUGAUGAACACCCCGUGGCUGAGAGUCCCUUGGAUAGGUCUAGAAGACAUCACAUGCUACCGCAAGCGUGA
Molecule: messenger RNA, 978 nt
Organism: Aureobasidium namibiae CBS 147.97
Lineage: Eukaryota; Fungi; Ascomycota; Dothideomycetes; Dothideales; Saccotheciaceae
Exons: 1
Coding region: 1-978 (325 amino acids)
Source: RefSeq, a predicted model, not a curated record